This is a messenger RNA of Trematosphaeria pertusa, 1227 nucleotides long. RefSeq lists its product as uncharacterized. The transcript has 2 exons. Bases 267 to 1121 code for a protein of 284 amino acids. Lineage: Eukaryota; Fungi; Ascomycota; Dothideomycetes; Pleosporales; Trematosphaeriaceae. The record is from RefSeq and is a predicted model, not a curated record.
UCGACAAGCGGCUGCGGCUGGUGCGACCUGCUACACAGACUCACUCGUAGUCAUUGGGUAUCGGUUUGAUUGGAGCCGAUGGCGUAUGUGAGCAAUGAUGGCAGAGGAUCUGCUGGUUGCAUUGUGUUGGACGCCUUACCAACGACAUUACGUUUAAACCCGUCGCUGGCCCGCCAGGUCGCAACUUCUGCGGUUUUGCAAUUGCUGCUUCUUCAAUUGCAGUUCGAAAUUCCUCCCGUCGUAAUAGUAUCGUGGCCUACGAUGCAAUGGCAGGUCGCAUCCCGGACAUCAAUGUGAUCCAGGACACGCCCACCUCCCCGAACCAUGUACCAAGGCCGAUAUACACGUCGCCGGAAUUACCGCGUGUUCCUGAAGAUGGGCUUGCUGCGCCAGAGUUAGAUCGGGACACGGAGGGACUACAGGUUGAUCCGAAUGGAUCCUACCCGUACCCUACUACGAAAGAAAUCGACAGCAAGUCGAAGCAUUACCACUGGGUGCCUACGCCGGGGAAGCAGCUCUCUUAUGACGAUGCUGGUUUGAUUCCGUACGAGGACGCUACCCGGAGAAAGAGAGAACGGAUAUGUGGGCUCAAGAGGAGGACAUUUUUCAUCGUCGCUGCCAUAGUCGCAAUUGUAAUUGUUGCAGCGGCGGUGGGUGGAGGUGUAGGAGGCUAUUAUGCAAAUAAGUCUUCAAGUCCAACGUCCGAAGAUGACUCCAACCCUGUAACCUCCGGCAACACAGGCAUGGCCGCCCUCCCCUGCGCCCCCGCAACUGUCACCACCCCCGGCGCACCCCAAGCAACACCCCGAGGCAUUAAGAAUCCUUUCCUAGCCCGCGGCGCGACUUUCGACAUCACAUGUCGGCGUGGAGUCCCCAAUACUGGCGACAAGAACGGCCACGCCAUCAAAGAUAUCGCCCGCUUCACCGAAUACAACAUCACGAGCUGCAUGGAUAGAUGCGCCGUGGACACGCUCUGUAAGGGUAUCGUGUACAGCGCGAACCUGACGGAGAUGGUGGCGGACGGAGACCCGGGCGGGAACUGCCUGCUCAAGAACGCGACGUGGGAGCCAACAGAGAAGAGGGAGACGUGGUGGGCUAGUGCGCUGAAGGAGGGGUCAUGAUUUGCUCAGAUUCCGUUCAUUGCAUUUUUUGGGAGCUGGGAAGCGUUACUACGAAGGAAAUUCUCCUAAAGAGGCGGGAUACCCCGAGGGGCCCUAGAAGCUGAUA